AUGUCCAUUGCUUCGAACAUUUCCCUGGUGAACAACCUCUCAAUUAUUUAUUAUUGCUCACUAAAGAUGACAUUAAGCGAAUUAGAAGAAGAAGCACGGAAGCGCAAAGAACGUUUGGCUCAGUGGAAAACUAACAAACAAAGUGCAGUCAGUAAACGAAAAGAAUAUGAAGACGACGAGAAAGAAACUGACGAUGUACCGGAAGAAAAUACUGAGUUUCCUAAACCAAUCUUUCGCAAUUAUAAGCCCAACGAUUCUGGUCCAUUGUCCGGUGCAAUUGUUCUGCCAAAACCCAAGUUAAUCGACGUGAAAUCGAUUAUUGAAGAUCAAGCAAAAUCAACGAGUUCCAAUGACAAAACAGUUCGUGAUAUUGCUGAAGAUGUCGAUUUAUUAUCACUAGCGCCGCGUAAACCUGAUUGGGAUCUGAAACGUGAUGUCGAAAAGAAACUGAAGCGUUUAGAAAAGCGUACAGCACGUGCGAUUGCGGAGUUGACACGUGAACGUUUGUUAAAUGAUCAAAAACAAUCUUUAGCUGAAGUUGUUGCGACAACUUCAAAACUAAACGAAGCAGCACAAGACGAUGAUGACGAUUGA
Molecule: messenger RNA, 594 nt
Organism: Adineta ricciae
Lineage: Eukaryota; Metazoa; Rotifera; Eurotatoria; Adinetida; Adinetidae
Source: the annotation of a GenBank genome assembly